AUGGUGGUGUUGAAAUUUUCACAAGAAUUAUCUAAUCAGAUUAUUAAACGUUUUAAAUCUUAUAGCUUUAACAUUCCUGAUAAUAUCGAUGACAUUAAAAAUUCAAGUAUCCACAAUUAUGGCUAUACAUCCAAAGCAAGUAGUAAUAUUUCAAAAGACAUUCCAAAUGGUUGUAAAAAGGUAUCGCAACCAAUAAAGAGUCAAAUUAUUCAUAUUGAAGGCCAGGAUGAAUUAAUGAAUUCCGAUUAUAAAUCAAAAUCUGACUAUGUGGAUAAUGAUGGUAAGAAAACAUUUCGCUAA
Molecule: messenger RNA, 300 nt
Organism: Funneliformis caledonium
Lineage: Eukaryota; Fungi; Glomeromycota; Glomeromycetes; Glomerales; Glomeraceae
Source: the annotation of a GenBank genome assembly